This is a messenger RNA of Vespa crabro (European hornet), 1869 nucleotides long. RefSeq lists its product as uncharacterized. Lineage: Eukaryota; Metazoa; Arthropoda; Insecta; Hymenoptera; Vespidae. Gene Ontology annotation, molecular function: protein binding. The record is from RefSeq and is a predicted model, not a curated record. The transcript has 7 exons. The coding region runs from base 54 to 1691 and encodes 545 amino acids.
AAUCUAAUCGACAUUAAUCGAUUAUAGUAUUAAUAAAAAGUUUAUUAUCAAAAAUGAUUCAUAAAAAUUGGAAUUUUUGUAAGGAUUUAUUCGAUGAUAAAAAUUACGAGGAAGCUUUUAAUAAAGAUCAAAUUGAAGAAAAAUAUGAAAGGAGUUUAUUUGCGAAGGACAAAAUAAAAAAUCUUGCACAAGCUAAUCGAUAUAAUGUUAAAAAAAUUCGUAAAGAUUUAAAGGCCAUGUUACCUAUGAUACCUUUUGUCGAAGUAAAACGGUUCUAUUUAAAAUACAAUGAAGCAAUAAUAGAUGAACUUAAAGAGGAUGGUUUAGAAGAGGCAGCUGAUUUUAUUCAAAAAUUAAUUGAAUUCAAUGAAGAAAAAAGAAAUAUCGCUGGCCCUGAUACAUCGAUUUGGGCUAAGCCACGAUUAAUGGAUCAACGAGAUCUAUUAGAUAAUCUUAAAGAAGCUUUAAUCGCAAUUGAAAGUGCUAAAAAAAACGAGCAAUGGAUCGAGGUAUCAAAUUAUUGGAUAAAAAUAUCAAUAUUUUUUCAAUCGAAAGGUGAAGAUUGGUGGUGGGUAACAAAAACACUUUAUCAAAAUGCCCUAAAAGCAGCUGAAUCCAUUGAAGAGGACAACGGAUACAAUAUUACUGCAAUACGAUAUCUUUAUGGAAGAUUUCUUUUCAUGAUAGGUCACAAUGAAAUAUUGUAUGUCAUUAAAAUCAAACUGAUAAAUCUUGUAAAUAUAGACGCUGAAUGGCUCAAAGCACUCGAGUAUUUGGAUAUUGCGCGAAAAGCAUCAGAAGAAAGGAUAUGGAACGUUUCUAAUAUUUUAGGCGAGAACGAACAAACUAUUUUUAAAGAAUCUUGUGCUCUUAUAUGUAAAAUACUUCUAACUCUUGUUCAACGUAUCGGUGAAGAAGAUUCAGAGUUUGCUAUAAAUGCUUGCAACGAAGCUUUACAAAGAGCCAUGGACAGCAAGUUUUCCUUUUUUUUUAUUCUUCCUUUCUUUCUUUCUUUCUUUCUUUCUUUCUUUCUUUUUUUCUUAAUGUUUCAUAAUAAAAAUAAUUAUUUUAUACAAAAUCUUAUAUGUUUCAAGCUAGCUGGUCAUUACGAUUACAUAGCUAAUGCAUUAUAUGAGUUAGGAAGAAUACAUUUGCAUUAUGGCUAUGUCAAAGAAGCUUUGCAAGAAUUUUCUAAAUUACUUGCCAUGGCUAAAAGAAUACCAGAUCCAAAGGGAAUUUGUAAUGCACACAUGGAAUUAGCCUUUGCUUAUAAGGAAAUUGAUGAUACUGCAAAUACAGAAAAACAUCUACAUUUGUUUAGAAAGAAUGCUACCCAAUUUAAUUUGUCAUAUAAACUUGCACAAGCGCAUUACUAUACCGGCGAGUAUUUAUUAAAUCAGAUGAAACCAAAUUUGGCAACGUCACAUCUGGAGAAUGCUUUUACCUUAUAUUAUGAUCUCGGAUUUAUAAAGGAAGCAGAUCAAGCAAGAUUUAUCACUGGAAUAUCGAGGGGACAAGAACAAAUUGAACAAUUUAUAGAUCUGGUAUUAGAAUGUGGAAAACAUAAUCCAUAUGCUCUUUUAAAAAUGUGUACCUGGAAAAGUAACAGAAAUGUUUUCUGGGCCGAUAAACAACGCGAUAUUGAUACAGGUUUUUAUGACUUCACUUAUUUAUAUAUUAUCUUAAUAUAAUGACCUACAAUAAUUAAAUAUUAUUACAUAUUGCAGAUUAUCAUCAUGAAUAUUGUGAAUAUUUUACAUAUCCAAGUUCGUUAAUUUUAAAUAAUUCAACAAAAGAAAAUUUAGAAAAUCAAUAAUAUAAGUAUCUCUUAAAAUUGUUUUUCAUCUUAUAUAUAUAUAUAUAUUUAUA